Molecule: messenger RNA, 3040 nt
Organism: Fukomys damarensis (Damara mole-rat)
Lineage: Eukaryota; Metazoa; Chordata; Mammalia; Rodentia; Bathyergidae
Gene: Slc5a8
Product: solute carrier family 5 member 8
Exons: 16
Coding region: 1-1836 (611 amino acids)
Biological process (GO): sodium ion transport; propanoate transmembrane transport
Cellular component (GO): membrane
Molecular function (GO): organic acid:sodium symporter activity
Source: RefSeq, a predicted model, not a curated record
AUGUCUCAUUUGCUUGUCCAGGGAAUGAAAUCGGGUCCGCGUCUGCAGAUCCUGUCCUUUCCUGCAGGACUAGGGGAGGUGGGGGAGCCCUUUACACCCCAGAAGUUCGGAAGCCGCUGCCCGCUAGAGCGGGGCGGGGACGGAGAACCCGAGACAACUCCGGCCUGGAGGGAGCAGGGCAGCGCGCCGGCUCUCACUGGUCCCUCAGAGGGGUGUCGCCGGGGCCAGGAGAGGACGCGCGACCUCAGCCCCGCGGUCCCCUCACCUCUCACCUACCUCUUGGUGGUGGUGCUGAGCGCCGAGGUCUUCCUGCCGGUGUUCUACAGACUGGGGAUCACUAGCACCUAUGAGUAUUUAGAACUUCGGUUUAACAGAUACAUCCGCCUCUGCGGGACAGUGCUGUUUAUUGUUCAAACCAUUCUGUAUACUGGAAUUGUUAUUUAUGCCCCUGCACUGGCUUUGAAUCAAGUCACAGGGUUGGAUCGGUGGGGUGCGGUGGUGGCUACCGGCGUGGUCUGCACGUUCUACUGCACGCUGGGCGGUCUCAAGGCGGUGGUCUGGACAGAUGUUUUUCAAGUGGGCAUCAUGGUGGCUGGAUUCGCAUCUGUGAUUAUCCAGGCCGCACUAAUUCAAGGUGGCAUCGGCAGGAUCUUAAACGAUGCCUACAGUGGUGGCAGAUUAAACUUCUGGAAUUUUAACCCUAACCCUUUGCAAAGACACACAUUCUGGACGAUUAUUAUAGGAGGGACCUUCACGUGGACCAGCAUCUAUGGAGUCAACCAGUCCCAAGUGCAGAGAUACAUUGCCUGCAAAAGUAGAUUCCAGGCAAAACUGUCUCUCUAUGUCAAUCUUGUGGGACUCUGGGCGAUCCUCACCUGCUCAGUGUUUUGUGGGCUCGCCCUGUACUCCAGGUACCGUGACUGCGACCCCUGGACAGCCAAGAAGGUGUCUGCGGAAGACCAGCUCAUGCCUUAUUUGGUACUGGACAUUUUUCGAGAUUAUCCCGGAGUUCCUGGGCUUUUUGUGGCCUGUGCUUACAGCGGGACCUUAAGCACAGUGUCCUCCAGUAUUAACGCAUUGGCCGCAGUGACGGUGGAAGAUCUCAUCAGACCCUACUUCCGGUCGCUCUCAGAGAGGUCUCUCUCCUGGAUUUCCCAAGGAAUGAGUGUGCUGUUCGGAGUCCUGUGCCUCGGAAUGGCUGCCCUGGCCUCGCUCAUGGGAGCUCUGCUGCAGGCGGCCCUCAGCAUCAUCGGCAUGAUCGGAGGACCCCUUUUGGGCCUGUUCUCUUUGGGCAUCCUGGUUCCCUUUGCCAACUCAGUUGGAGCAUUUGUUGGUCUGUUGGCUGGAUUUUCCAUAUCCCUGUGGACUGGAGUUGGAGCUCAGCUGUACCCUCCACUUCCGGAGAGAACUAUGCCGUUACACCUGGCUACGCAUGGCUGCAACAGCACGGACAAUGGCACCACUUUGGUGACUGCCACCGAAAUGCCAUUUUCUACCGGUGCUUUUGAAAUCCACAAUGCGGAAAGGACUCCACUGAUGAGUAACUGGUAUUCUUUAUCCUAUCUGUACUUCAGCACUGUUGGGACUUUGACAACAUUGUUUGUGGGGAUACUUCUCAGUUUGUCUACAGGAGGAAGAAAACAGAACUUAGACCCCAAAUUCUUACUCACCAAAGAGGACUUUUUAUCUAAUUUUGAUAUUUUUAAGAAAGAGGACCACGUUUUAAGCUACAAAUCUCACCCGGCGGAAGGCGGCGGAGCUGAUAACCCUGCCUUCAGCCCCGAGGAAUUGAGCUUCCCCGAUCAAAGCGGCAAGGUCGGCGGGACUCGCCUGUGAAGUAGCGCGGAUCUGAGAGGCUUUUAAAAUCCUGCCCGGGUUUUCUAGAACAGUGGGGCCAGGAUUGGAUUUGUGUUCUGUCCACGUGGGUGUCUCGGGGGCUCCAUUUUCGCUCACGUCAAGUCUCCAGGGAUGUACAUGGUCCCCGUGAAGAGCCUGAGCCUCAGUCUUUCGCUGUCUCCCUCAUUCCAGUGAGGCUGCAGUUCCGACUCCGUGCAUGGCGAAGGCCUGACGCACACGGAUACACCGGGUACUUGGCAGGCAAAGGCACCGGGGAUAGAACUCUGGCCCUUGCGCUUGCGAGGCAGGCGGUGGCACCACUGAGCUAAAUCCCCGGGCCUUCAGAGGCAUAGUCCUAGACUUGGACAUUACCCUUCCCAUGCCUUUGGUCCUAGUGUAAAACUUGCGGGUUGCCAAAAUCAUAAUCAAUAUUGCAAAGAGCUUUCUCCCUCUGACCACAUGCUGUUCUCUUGGGGAGCAGCGAAAUGCCAGGCCUGUGGGUGGGGCUUAGCUUCUUGCCCUGGGUCGGCUCAGAGCCUGUAAUAAUAACCUUGGGACUGAUUCUGGCGCAGGGGGGUGGAGAUGAGGAAACCGACGCCGAGGAUCAGACUCUGGCACCUUGUGCCUUUGGCUUGCUUUCUGAGGCGCGCCUGGCCUUUGCUUACUUAUAUCACCUACGACUGUAGUUCCUGUCUGUAAUCCUGGCUUCGUUUUGGAGCCACAGCUUGCCUUCCUAGUUUCCUGUUUACUCUGUUGCCCUGGGCUCGGAUAUGCCUUGAGACAGCCAGUGCACACCGCGCUACACAGACCCCGGCUCACCCAGUCCCAGCCUGGGAAUGAAAAAAUCAUGAGCCCGGUACUGAUGGGUGUAGACUGAUGUGGGUUCUUACAGAUUUGGUGACCCAAGAACACUGUAUUUUUAAAAAUGGUCAGGUUGGGGGUGGAGCUCCGUGGUGCAGCACUUGCCUAACGUGUGCAAGGCCCUGGAUUCCGAUCCUCAGCACUGAAACUAAAAAAAUUAAGUUGCACAGAGUUAGCUGGUUUUACUCAAUGUUAUCAAAUUAAACACUGGAAUGUCAACUAAAACUAAUUUGUGCUCACUUAAAUUGAUUGAUGGUUCCUCUGUUUAGCCAUCUUGAAAUUUUAGUGUAUUCAUCUAGAUAAGAGGCUAAAUUGAAUACUAGGUAGUACUAUAUUUUUAAUA